AUGCUUCUCAAACGAUCGAUAUUGCGCACCUCUUCACUCAGAUCAUCGAGUUACCUCCGCACCAUACGCUAUGGCUCCUCCUUAGCACCACCGCUGAUUCGCAUCCAAGAUGGAACUUUUUAUCAGAACUAUCCCACGGUUGACGAUGCAGCCAAAGCGCACAAUCCCCCUCUCUUUCCGAACCUGAAUUUCGUCCUACCCUCAAAACCAACAUCGUCUGCUGCUGGUGGCAAGGAAAGUCUACAACAUUGGGCUGUGAUCGGCUCCUCGGGGAGAACCCAGCUGCUCGAUGUCCUCCGCGGCCAGUACAUUUGCCUUCCGCCAACCGCUCGCAGCUACCCCUACCUCCUCACAGAUGAAAUCGCGACCAAGGAUUCUCGACUACGGUUUGUCGGGAAUGCGAUUCAGUACAUUGGAUUUAAGGGAGAAGGGUCGGAGGCAAUUGGUGGCACUCGGGGCGCCUACCUGAGCGCCCGGUAUGAGAGUCUUCGAGAGGAAACCGACUGGUCUGUUCGCCAGUUCCUCAGGGGCCAAACUUCCCUAAACCCUUUGGAAGGGGAAGAGAAUGGUACUAUCCGGGAUGAGCAGCUGUUGGAGCAGGUAAUCACCGACUUGCACCUGGGGGAGCUGCUCGACAUGCCGGUUGCCAAUUUGAGCAAUGGUCAGACAAGGCGUGCGCGGAUCGCUAAGGCUCUCCUUAGCCAACCCCAGCUGCUGCUCCUCGAUGAACCUUUCAUGGGCCUCGACCCUGCGACAGUCCGGAGCAUUUCCGGUCUACUUGAACGCCUAGCAAACAAGGCGUCACCACGAUUAAUUCUUGCCCUACGGCCGCAGGAUAAUGUCCCAGAUUGGAUCACUCAUAUUCUCCUCCUCGGGAACUUUAGCCGGGUUCUGUUCCAGGGGGCGAAGUCGGACGCCGAGAAGACAUUGAACGUCUGGAGACAGCUCACCAACAAGGAUGCUGCUCAAAAACUCGACGAGGCGGACCAGAAGAUAUUGAGUAAGGCCAAUGUGGAUAUGGAGGCGGGAUAUUUAGAUCGUCAGCUGCUUUGGGAUCUCAACCUUAUCGAACGACGGGAGGGAAAACUGAGUGCAGUAACGACUCGUGGAGGAGAGCCGCUUAUUGAGAUGGACGGUGUUCGGGUACAGUAUGGCGACAAAGCCGUUCUUGGGAAUUGGAAGCAGAAGGUGGAAAACGCGGUGAGAGAUGGUCUCCAUUGGACAGUCCGCCGCGGUCAGCGCUGGGUAGUGCUCGGAGCCAAUGGUUCAGGCAAGACCACUUUACUAUCAUUGAUCACAUCGGACCACCCACAGGCGUAUGCCUUGCCCAUCAAGGUUCUUGGGCGUUCUCGUUUACCCGAAGCUGGAAAGCCCGGGAUCUCGAUAUUUGAACUCCAAUCGCGUCUGGGCCACUCGUCACCCGAGAUCCACGCAUUCUUCCCUCGCCAACUUAGCAUUCGUGAGGCGAUCGAGUCUGCCUUUGCCGAGACGUUCCUUGCGAAGCCAACGUUAGAUCAUGAUCGAGACCUGGAUGUAAGUGCAGCGUUGAGGUUCUUCAAAGCCGAGUUAGACCCGGAUGCUGCCCACGCAACGAAACCACCAGAGGUGUCGGCGAAAUCGUUGGCGAUAUUCCCCAAAAUCGGAACGCUCAACAACAAAGGGUAUGUGCCGAUAGACUAUGAUGUCGAGUACGCCGACUCGGUGCGAUUUGGAGAGCUGAGCACUGCUCAGCAACGGCUGGUCCUCUUCAUCCGUGCCUUGAUUCACAAGCCGGACAUCGUCAUCCUCGACGAACCAUUUUCCAACAUGUCAGCAUCACUGCGGGACAAAUGUAUCCACUUUCUCGAGGCGGGCGAGACAAGCGGAAAGCCUACCACAGUCACGAGGCGCAUGUCUGGUAAGGACAGAUGGCUCCGGGGUUCCAGCGACAAGUCCAACAGCGUGCGCCACCGCGGUUUAUCUGACGAGCAGGCUUUGAUCAUGAUCAGCCACAUCAAAGAGGAGAUUCCAGAUAGUGUCCGAUACUACAUGCGUCUUCCGUCAGAACCUGGUGACGGAGGCGAGCCUCUUGAUUUCCGGUUUGGCCUGUUGGAAUCCGACAGUGUCAUGAGCGAUCCGAAAGUCUGGGAUUUGGCUUGGUCGCCACCCUCACGAUUUGACAAGGACGCCCAUCUACUACGGCGGGACCAGUCUUUUGACGAAGAGACCAAGCAGCAAGAUGAAGAUGUUUAUGAAUGGUACUCCAUCGCCCACAAUCUAUACUACGGUGAAGGCGUGGACAUGCUUUCCUUCCUUGAUGAGAGAAUCUCGCUCACCGACCCUGACUCCUCGCAUCCCAGAGGGAAUGUGGCACCCAUCAGCAUCCCUCCAACACUAUCACAUCCGAUUCCACGCAAGAUCACCCAGAUCUACGAGUACGUCUUCGGGAUCGGUGACGAAGAAGCGCGCGCCGACCCAGGCGUGGUCUUCAAGGCCGUCAACGAGGGCUGGCAGGCCCUGCACCCAAGGACGAUGCAGAACCCGCUCUUCCAGCUCCUCUUCCACAUCAACCAGCGCAUCUUCUACCAGCAGCAGAAAGCUCACCAGGCUGGCAAUCUUGUAUAA
This is a messenger RNA of Aspergillus clavatus NRRL 1, 2604 nucleotides long. Its product is annotated as putative ABC transporter. Gene Ontology annotation, molecular function: ATP binding; ATP hydrolysis activity. The transcript is spliced from 3 exons. Bases 1 to 2604 code for a protein of 867 amino acids. Gene Ontology annotation, cellular component: mitochondrion. The record is from RefSeq and is a predicted model, not a curated record. NCBI's taxonomy places the organism in Eukaryota, Fungi, Ascomycota, Eurotiomycetes, Eurotiales, Aspergillaceae.